AUGUUGUCAGAUUUCAAACAACAGCAGCAACAAAAGCAUCAUUCACAUAAUCCACCAAAUAGUCAUGACGAUACUCAGACUAAAUUGCAAGUUGCCAAAUUGACUCAAGUGAUUCAGAAGUUUUUCACCAAGGCAGCACAAAUCAUUCUAGAAUCAAGAGCGUAUCCAGAAACUUCAACGCCUUCAUUAUAUCCCACUAAGGAAGAGUCAAGUAAAAUAAAUAAAUGGUUUAACCUUUACAUGACCAAUAUACCAGAUCUGUGCAAAGAUGAUUUGAAGUUGUGGAAAGGAGUUGACUUAACCACUAUUCCACCAAUGAUUAUAGAAACCUAUAUUGAUUUGAGAAGCUUGCCAGCCGAUCAAACUUUAGUUUUGAUGGAUGAUGAAAAACAUCCUUGGACAGUGGCAAAAUCACGUGGCAAAAAGCAAGAAGUCGUUCUAGAGAGAUGGUUAAUUGAAUUUGAACCAAACACUACAGACGCCACCGUGAUGGUUGAAGAACUACCUUUGAGCUAUAAACAGGCAAUAGUGCUCUUUAGAAGCAUAUAUGGGUUUACAAGAUUGAUGCCAGCAUUCAAAGUGAAAAAGAAUUUACAGAACAAAUUGCCCUUGGGAAAUAAAAUAUUAGAUGGUAAUCAACCAAUUAGCUCCAAAGGUAGAAUUGGAUUAUCUAAACCUAUUAUCAAUACCAGAACUAAUGAGUCUCAUAUGACACAGAAAUAUUUUCAACCAGUACAUACAAGUCUCGGGACAUUAAAAAUAUCGGUAGCUUAUAGAAUGGAUUCCGAGUUUUGUCUACAUGAAAAUGAAGAGUUACUACUGUCCCAUUUCCAUAAGCGUGAUGAAGAAGAAACGAAAAAGAAAGUGUCAUCCUCAGUUUCUCCUCUUUCCUCGGGUACAAGCUUAAAAGAAACAUCAACUUCACCAAGGAAAUCACAGCCUCCCAUCCGUAUACAGCCAUUUAAAGUUGGAUCGAUGAGUACAUCGCCACCAGUGCAAUCACCAUCAAUUUCACAACCAGGAACAGCACCAAUUCAAAAUCAACCAAGUGUCCCGUCGUCUUCAUUAGAAAGAAGAGUAUCGAUCACUAGUAACAAAUCAACUUCUAAUGCAUCAUUAGCGGCAUUUUUACGUAAUGCCAGAAGUAGUACUCCGUCAGCAAAUAAUAUUCCCAUAAUCAAUGCAAAUCCCAUUUCUGGUACGUCUGUUCCACGGUCUUUUAGUUCGUCUACGGGUCAUGAGGAUUCCAUUUUUGUCAAUCCUGAUAGUGCUAGUAACACUCCUCGAUUUGCAUCGUCAUUUGGUUCACGCGCAAGCAGACGGUAUAGUAGUACCAGUAUCAGACAACAAACUCCCCAAUCCGAUUUAAUGGGUCAAACCAAUAGUGUUGAUGCGGCUUUGAGUGGAAUAGAUGCUGAUGAUGACAUAAGUGACUUUGUCCGUAUGAUUGAUAGUAAAUCAGAUUUGAGAUUAGGCGGUGGCGGUGGUGGUGGAAACAGCAGUGUUCACAAUAUGAGUAUCAAUGAAUCAUCAUAUCAUGGGGAUGCGUUAAAUAAAUUUCAAUCAUUGCGCAGUCAGUAUCAACAAUUGAGUGAUAGUGUCAGUGCUAGUUUGAUUUUGCAAUCACGUCAUUCUAGUAGGAAAAGUUCAUUAAAUUCACCUGCGGGAUCAUUUGAUCUGCAUCAUCACCAACAUCAACAACAACAACAACAACAACAGAAUCAACAACAAUCUCAAUCACCACACACUAAUACAACAUCAUCUAUUCAUUCUCACGCACAUUCUUAUUCCCAUUCUCGGAUGAAGGAUGCAAGACCUAGAAGUGAAGACCAUCAACAAACUAAAUUUUCCGCAGCAAGAAGAAGUUCAAAUAUUUCACCCACUACAGCAGUACCAAGUUCAAUUGGUACACCAUCACUGAUAAGUUCAAGAAUACCUCAUGUAACUACAAUUAUCUCAUCUAGUGAUGUGAGCAGUACUGGAGGUAAUCGUACGAAAAGUGCUGCCACAACAGCUAUUGUUAGUGGUAUGGCUACUUCGCCUUCCAUAUAUGACUAUCGAUCACCUCGUUACCAGAAUGUUUUUGAUGACGAUGACGAGGAUGAUAAUGACGAAGAAGAAGGCGAUCGUGAAGGUAAUCAAUUACACGAGGGCAGAAAUAGUACAGAAAGUAGUCAAAAUCAAUCAAAACGUAUAAUGAAACAUAUUAAAAAAGAUGAAGAGGAUAGUGAAGAUGACGAAGAUUUGUUGUUUACUAUGAGUGAUAUGAAUUCAAGGAAUUUUUGA
This is a messenger RNA of Candida albicans SC5314, 2286 nucleotides long. RefSeq names its product serine/threonine protein kinase regulatory subunit. Gene Ontology annotation, biological process: protein localization to phagophore assembly site; mitophagy; autophagosome assembly. Lineage: Eukaryota; Fungi; Ascomycota; Pichiomycetes; Serinales; Debaryomycetaceae. The transcript has a single exon. Bases 1 to 2286 code for a protein of 761 amino acids. Gene Ontology annotation, cellular component: cytosol; Atg1/ULK1 kinase complex; extrinsic component of membrane. The record is from RefSeq and is a predicted model, not a curated record.